AUGGCCUCAGGAGUCAGAACCCUUUCCAGUUUACACAACGGCCAACAUAAUCGUACCGCUCCCAAUGAUGACCUUGGCCACGCCCCGAAUCAAAUGUCUCUUCACUUCCUUGACCUCCCCGUCGACAUCCUCGCUCUAAUCCUCGCCCCGCUCCUCAUCCAGGACGGCCCCAUUCCCUUGUGUCCAUGCGGCUCAACAGGGAGCAGCGACAAGGACGGCAACGGCGACAACGGCAUCAGCAUCAACCCUGUACCAAUCCUGCUCAUCCACCCAGCCAUCUACGCCAUUGCCACACCGCUCUUCUACGAAGGCAAUGAGUUUGUUCUGGAUCUCAGACUGAAGCACGGCCUCCAUGCAAGGUCAUACUUGGAUGAGGAAGCCGAGGAGGACGCGCUCGACAGGAGAGAGGGGUUCAAGUACGACGACGUGAAUAUUCGUCGGAGGCGAGAGGCACUUGCGCUGGAGGGGUCACUACGAAGGAUACGGUCCCUGGAGAUUAAGAUUUUGAAGCUGAGGGGAUGGAUCGACGCGAGGAUCGUGCCGUUGGUGCGGGACAUGAUUGUCCGCGGCAACCUGGCCGAGCUGACUGUCGAGAUCUACAGCUCUGGCGGGCAUGCAGCGGGCGGCACAAGGGCACAAGCAGCUCGGGAGAGCAGCAUAUUCACACGUCCCCCGCUGGCGGGCGUCUUGUCCCUCCUCUCCGAUCCAUAUCUUCGGACCGCCCGUCUGUGGGUCUCGGCAACGGCUGGCGGCGCGUGGGAGCCGUUCCGGACGGCGACUGCGUCGGCCGACCUCGUGCAGAUUGAUUGGGCCAGCAUCGUGAAACAGCUCGACCCCGAGGGGAGACAGGUGGCUGUUUUGAGGGACGGUGGCAAGGCCAACGUAGCUCGGUGA
Metarhizium brunneum ARSEF 3297 is the source of this 894-nucleotide messenger RNA. RefSeq lists its product as uncharacterized. NCBI's taxonomy places the organism in Eukaryota, Fungi, Ascomycota, Sordariomycetes, Hypocreales, Clavicipitaceae. The record is from RefSeq and is a predicted model, not a curated record.